AUGGAGAAGAACGGCGCUCCGUGCGCCCCGCCGCCUGCGGGCUCCCAGACAGGGGUUUCUCCAGCCAACCUCUCCGCUGCUCCUCCCCACAACUGCAGCUCCGUGGACUACGUGUACCAGGACUCGGUCGCCCUGCCCUGGAAAGUACUCCUGGUCUUGCUGCUGGCGCUCCUCACCUUGGCCACCACUUUCUCCAACGCGUUUGUGAUCGCCACUGUGUACCGGACGCGGAAGCUACACACCCCGGCCAACUAUCUGAUCGCCUCCCUGGCGGUGACGGACCUGCUCGUCUCCAUCCUGGUGAUGCCCAUCAGCACCCUGCAAACGGUCGCCGGCCGCUGGACCUUGGGCCAGGUGGUCUGCGACUUCUGGCUGUCGUCGGACAUCACCUGUUGCACUGCUUCCAUCCUGCACCUCUGUGUCAUCGCCCUGGACCGCUACUGGGCCAUCACGGACGCCGUGGAGUACUCGGCUAAAAGGACUCCCAAGAGGGCGGCGGUCAUGAUCCUGCUCGUGUGGGUUUUCUCCAUCUCCAUCUCGCUGCCACCCUUCUUCUGGCGUCAGGCCAAAGCCCAGGGCGAGUGCGUGGUGAACACCGACCACAUCCUCUACACGGUGUACUCCACGGUGGGCGCCUUCUACUUCCCCACCUUGCUCCUCAUCGCCCUCUACGGCCGCAUCUACGUGGAAGCCCGCUCCCGGAUUUUGAAACAGACCCCCAACAAGACCGGCAAACGUUUGACCAGAGCCCAGCUGAUAACCGACUCCCCUGGGUCCACGUCUUCGGUCACCUCCGUUAACUCGCGUGCCCCCGACCUGCCCAGCGAAUCGGGCUCCCCGGUGUACGCGAACCAAGUCAAAGUGCGAGUCUCCGACGCCCUGCUGGAGAAGAAGAAACUCAUGGCCGCUAGGGAGCGCAAAGCCACCAAGACCCUGGGGAUCAUCCUGGGAGCGUUCAUUGUGUGCUGGCUGCCCUUCUUCAUCAUCUCCCUGGUGAUGCCGAUCUGCAGAAGUGCAUGCUGGUUCCACCAGGCCAUCUUCGACUUCUUCACGUGGCUGGGCUAUCUCAACUCCCUCAUUAACCCCAUUAUCUAUACCAUGUCCAACGAGGACUUCAAACAAGCGUUCCAUAAACUGAUACGCUUUAAACGCGCAAGUUGACUUGUCCGUGGCAUUGGGGGGGUCACCCAAGUGGCCUUUGGGGACCAUGCUGUGUCUGGUUCCACAGGUAGGUCGACUCUUCUUUCACUGUUGCUGGG
Molecule: messenger RNA, 1259 nt
Organism: Eptesicus fuscus (big brown bat)
Lineage: Eukaryota; Metazoa; Chordata; Mammalia; Chiroptera; Vespertilionidae
Gene: HTR1B
Product: 5-hydroxytryptamine receptor 1B
Exons: 1
Coding region: 1-1161 (386 amino acids)
Biological process (GO): chemical synaptic transmission; vasoconstriction; regulation of behavior
Cellular component (GO): plasma membrane
Molecular function (GO): G protein-coupled serotonin receptor activity
Source: RefSeq, a predicted model, not a curated record